Messenger RNA from Gossypium raimondii (Peruvian cotton), 989 nucleotides. RefSeq lists its product as uncharacterized. The coding region runs from base 297 to 743 and encodes 148 amino acids. NCBI's taxonomy places the organism in Eukaryota, Viridiplantae, Streptophyta, Magnoliopsida, Malvales, Malvaceae. The transcript is spliced from 2 exons. The record is from RefSeq and is a predicted model, not a curated record.
AGGAGAGAAAUAGUCGAAUCCUUAAACGCCUUUAUUCAGAUAAAUCAACCAUUACUGUAAUUAUUACUGUGAAUUUAAAAAAAAGAAAAAAAAACAUUCAGAAAAAUAGAACAUAGCCAAACACGAACAGUCCUGGUAGUACAAGGUACUACGGUUUCGUCCUAAAAAAAAACUUCCCUUUAUAUCAUAUUUUCCCUCUUCUAUUUCUCUUUAUACCCCCCAAAACAAAACCCUCAAUUUCAAAACUUACCCAAUUCCCCUCCCUUUGGUUAUUAAUCCAAUCCCCAAGUGAGAGAAUGCAAGAUCCGAGGGUGCUGCUGUUAGAGGAAGAUUUGAAUCCUAAGAUACGGAAAAAGAAAAGCUCUGCUAACAAGGCACCGCUGUUUCCGUUGGAAAGGAAUGAUAUCAAAGGGGUUCAACAGGUACAGGGAUCUGUACCAUUAAGAACAGGGAAAAAGACAUCGAAAAGGAACUCGAAGAAUGAAAUCUCUCCUAUAUUUCAGCAACCCGAGAGAUCUAACUCAGAUUCAUUACCAGACUCUUCUACAUCCGGGAAUGAGUACCGCGCACUGAGGCGUAAGUACUUGCUAUUGGAAGAAGAAAGCUUUACAUUAGGUAAAGAGCUUAAAGAUGUUGAAGAUGAAGUCAAGGCACUUGAAGACGAGAAGCUUGCUUUACUGGAUCAACUUGUCGUAUUAGAAGGUUUAAUGGAUCCUUCUGAAAUGCAAACUCAUGGAGCUUAGCUCGAUACAUUACUAGUCUUGGUGUAUGUGAUUUUCGUAGUUCUUUCGAGGGAAGAAUUGGAAAUACUAAGACAUGAGAUCGUGAAGGGAAUUCCAGGUUUUGUUGUGCAGGUGUAACCUACAUUAUACUAACUGAAGUUUGUCUGGCUGGAGUGAUAGUAGAGUUGAGCUGCUUCUAUGAAAUGUAACUAGUUAUGGUAUAGUUUGUGGAUGAGAUUUGCUAUAAAUAUGGUAUAAUUUUCGUAA